Messenger RNA from Penaeus vannamei (Pacific white shrimp), 523 nucleotides. The record is from RefSeq and is a predicted model, not a curated record. NCBI's taxonomy places the organism in Eukaryota, Metazoa, Arthropoda, Malacostraca, Decapoda, Penaeidae.
AAAGUUUACACUACAGGUUGAUGGAAUUGAGACGAAGACAGUGACUAGGACUACUACAGUGAGAGGAAGGGUGUGGAGGAUGUCGGUAGUGAGCUAGAGCACCAUGGCGCCCACAGCGGGACAGAACACCUCGGCCUCCACCCACCAGCAGACGAGAAAUGGCACCAAAGUGUUCAGGAUUGUGGUGUUGGGAGAGGGUGGGGUCGGGAAGUCGGCUUUGACACUACAGUUCGUGAGUCACAGCUUUCUGGAAUACCAUGACCCAACUAUUGAGGAUGCAUAUCAGAGACAAGCUGUUAUUGAUGGAGAACCAGCCUUGCUCGACAUACUGGACACAGCAGGCCAGAUUGAAUUCACUGCCAUGCGAGAUCAGUACAUGCGGUGUGGUGAAGGCUUCUUGAUCUGCUACUCUCUGACUGACCGUCGAAGUUUUGAAGAGGUGGCUGAACAUACUGUUUCUAUUAUAUAUGUUUUUUUUGUAUAUAGAGGGAUGUAUUGGGUUAUAUCUCUAUUGGAUAAGUGA